UGAUGGCACUUAAGUGCAAUAUUUUUCGAAGAUUUUAAACACGCAAAGGCUUCAUGUUUUCUAUCAUCGGUGUUAUAAUCGCGUGCCUAAUAUAUCACACUCAUGGUUUGCCAGAUCCGCAAAUCGUAGGCGGCUACGACGCUUCGGAUGGCGAGUAUCCUUAUCAAGUGUCACUAAAAUUAAGUACUGGACAGCAUAUUUGCGGUGGAGCUAUCAUUCACAAGAAAUAUGUUAUCACCGCGGCGCACUGUUUCGAGAAUCGCUCUAGAUCAGAUAUUGUCAUCGACGUUGGAAGCAUUCAUCUUUUUAAUUUUGAAAGUAGAUAUACAGCUUACAGCCUAAUAAUGCAUCCUCAUUACAACAAGACAAAAAACAUAAACGACAUUGGCUUAGUUAAUUUAACGACAGAGAUCAGCUUUAGUAAACACACCAAAUCGAUAAAUUUAAUAUCUUACGACGAAAAUUUCGAAGGUUUUGACUUUAUAGCUACUGGCUGGGGAAUGCUUUGGCCCGAUGGUCCGUUAUCAGAUCGCCUACAAAAAAUUAAAGUAAAAGGAUUUUCUCAAACUUUGUGCGUCAAAACGUAUCCAAAUAUUACCAAUAAUCACAUAUGCACUCUUCCAGCGUCGGGUCAAGGAAUGUGCUGUGGUGAUUCCGGUGGUGCACUUACUUACAAAGGCGAUCUGGCUGGCAUCGUAUCCUUUGGUAAAUGGCCGUGUGCCAGUGGCUAUCCAGACGUGUUCACCAGGGUAUACUAUUACAGACAGUGGAUUAACGAUACUAUUAAUGCAGAUAGCAAAGUGUACUGUUACGGACAGCAGAAUAACAAUACUAUUAAUGCAAGCAGUAACCAACAAUUCAACAUCUUUCUCGGACUUUUCAUGAUGUAUCUAUGUAUACAUUCAUUUCUUUAA
Molecule: messenger RNA, 914 nt
Organism: Cyphomyrmex costatus
Lineage: Eukaryota; Metazoa; Arthropoda; Insecta; Hymenoptera; Formicidae
Product: chymotrypsin-2-like
Exons: 5
Coding region: 54-914 (286 amino acids)
Biological process (GO): proteolysis
Molecular function (GO): serine-type endopeptidase activity
Source: RefSeq, a predicted model, not a curated record